Messenger RNA from Lytechinus pictus (painted urchin), 4170 nucleotides. Its product is annotated as exportin-T-like. NCBI's taxonomy places the organism in Eukaryota, Metazoa, Echinodermata, Echinoidea, Temnopleuroida, Toxopneustidae. The transcript is spliced from 19 exons. The coding region runs from base 69 to 2954 and encodes 961 amino acids. Gene Ontology annotation, biological process: tRNA re-export from nucleus. Gene Ontology annotation, molecular function: tRNA binding; small GTPase binding. The record is from RefSeq and is a predicted model, not a curated record. Gene Ontology annotation, cellular component: nuclear matrix; nuclear pore; cytoplasm.
CAGAUAAUUUCAUUUUGUGAUGAGUUGACCAAGGAGAAACCACAACCUGUACUGCUGGCUUCACCGAUAUGAAUGAGCAAGCACUCGAGGGACUUGGGUCUUUCGCAACCGCCGAAGAUCGCAACAGGGCCUUGGCGUACUUUGAGCAGUUGAAGCAGUCUGACAAUGGAUGGAAGUUAUGUGCGGAAGCUAUCACUCAGGGGGUCUAUGAGAAUGAUCACAUCAAGUUCUUCUGCUUUCAAGUUCUGGAACACUUCAUCAAUGAACGAUAUGUGACAGCUGACCCUGCCGAUCAACAACUCUUGAAACAAACCCUGAUGACAUGGCUUCAUAUGCAGACAAUGGCCACCCAAGAAGAGAAGAGUUUUGUCAGAAACAAGGCAGCUCAGCUCUUCUCCCUCAUGUUCAUCAACGACUUCCCACACCGGUGGCCGACAUUCUUCUCUGACCUCCUACAAAUGCUUCAGGUCGGCGAAGCGGCCAUCGACAUGUACCUAAGGGUACUGCUGGCCAUUGACACCGAGGUCGUUGACCGGGAGAUCAUCCACUCGCAAGAGGAAACAAUAAGGAAUAAUCAACUCAAGGAUGAUAUGAGAGAAAAGUGUAUCCAGGACCUGGUCAACUCUUGGUUCCAGAUACUUAAGAACUAUGAAUCUUCAAACCCCGAGCUUGCCUGUCUGUGCCUGGAAGUUGUCGGCGUGUAUGUAUCGUGGAUCGACAUCGGUCUGAUCGCAAACGAGCGUUUCGUGGGUCUUCUACUCCAUCACCUGUCCAUCGAUGUUCUCCGGGAGAGCGCAUGCGAUUGCUUCCAUGAGAUCAUUGAGAAGGGCAUGGAUCCUGUCGCCAAGACGGAGCUGGUGGAGUCUGUGACCAAAGUCUUGCAGGAUUCCGGCGUCAUACCACCAUCAGGGGAAGAGGACAUAGACUUUGUAGCAAAACUAUCCAAACUCACCAACGGCAUCGGAUGCAACCUCAUAGCAUCCUGGCAAAAAUUGGUGAAGAGUAAGAAUUCUGUUGGAGCACUGAACACAUUACAAGCCAUUGAUAGUAAAUUACCCCUACUCUUCAUGUUUCUCGGUCAUGAGGACGAUGACAUCUCAUUAGCUGUAUCAGAGUUUGCCAGGGAUUAUAUGGGUAUUUUAAAACAGAUUGAUACCCUGAAUGAGAGCCAAAUUGCCAAUGCCCAGAGGCUUCUCCUGAUUCUCUUUGACAAGUUCCGUUACGACGAGACGUACAACUUUGAUGCCCAGGGAGAAGAUGAGAUUAUGUUUAUAGACUACCGCCGUCAGCUGAAAGUCCUCUUUGACAACCUUGCACAGCUCAAUCAGAACAUGGUCCUCUCAAAUGUCCAUUCUGUUGUCAUGGAGACAUUAGGACAAUGGAGGAGUAAGAAGUUCACGGAUGUUGAGUUGGCUGUGAGAUUACUGUACAUGUUAGGUGAGGCCAUUCCUGCCAGAGAAGGAAAUCACUUCUUAGGAGACUCUGCCAAGACAGAACCCAUCAAAGAAAUGAUGAGAAUGUUGGUAUCAUCAGGUGUAGUAGGACAUUCUCAUUGGGCUGUCACAUUACAAACCUAUGAGACAGUUGUCCGCUACGAGAAGUUCUUCAACCAAGAGCCCCAGCACAUCCCUGAUAUCCUAGUCACGUUCCUAGACGACCGAGGUCUGAGGCACCGUCAUCCCACGGUCAGGAGCAGAUCGGCAUACCUCUUCUCCCGUUUCAUCAAGUCCCUCAAACAUCAUCUCGGGAACUUCACAGAGGAGAUCCUCAAGAGGAUACAAGACCUUCUCAUCAUUGUAUUACCGGAGAAUGGUCAUCCGCCAUUAUUGACCACAGAUGACCAGCUGUUUCUCUAUGAAGGAGCAGGAAUCAUAAUCACAUGUAGUGCCUUUGAACCUGAGAAGAAGCAGAUUCUUCUGAGGAAUGUACUAGCACCCAUCAUAGAUAAGUUCAACACCCUCUAUCCUAAGUUAUGUUCAGAGACGGACGAGCAACGGCAAGUCCUCUUGGCUGAAAUCAUUGCUCACUCCAUAGCAUGCACCAGUCGCACCAGUAAGGCAUUCCAUUCCCAGCUGACCAUCAAGCAGUGCGGCGUGGAGAACUGCUACACCGAGGCCUUGGACGUCUUCCUGAGGGCGCUAGACGUACCCCACCAGCACGGCAUCGUCCAUGCCUCGGUCAGGCAGUACCUGCACAGGAUGGUCGUGUGCCUGGAGGAAGCAGUGUUACCGUAUGUACCCGUGGCCGUUGAGCAUCUCCUGAAGAAGUCCGAAGCGAGGGAUCUACACAAGUUCAUGCCCCUGAUCAACCAAAUCAUCUCAAAGUUCAAGAAAACUAUUAUCCGUUUCCUGCAAGCAGUGUUCAUGCCCAUCGUAAGGACCAUUGACAGCGUCCUGAAGCAACCGGCUGAAGAAGCAGAUACCCAAGCCACCAUAGACAAACAGACGUUGAGGAGAUGCUACUUCCAGUUCCUUCAGUGUAUCGCUAUGAAUGAUUGUCUGGAGGUCAUCAGUCACCAAGAACAACCAUGUUUUGAAGAGGUAUUACUGAGUGUGGUACGUGCUACGAUCGAGGAACCUGACCCCUCGAUGAUCAAGACUUGCUUCAACAUCUUGAAGAGAUUGAUAGAGUCUUGGGGUGGGAACGGAGGGAUGCCUCUCUUCAGAGAUUUCAUCUACAAGUACGUCGUCCCCGCCUGUUUCUUAGCGCCGCUUCAGAAGACCUUUGACCUCGCCGAUGCACAAACCGUCUUGGCCUUGGGUGAAGCCUCAACAGUACUUAAGAGUAUCUACACUAAGGAUGGAUUGAACCUGAUACAGUUUCUCCAAACGGAAUGUUUUUUGUCUCUGCCAGUCCAUGUGGACACGGACUCCGCCCAGGUGAGUUCACACAAUCCUAUUAUUUUGUUUUUUUUGUCUUUCUGUCUGUUUGGAUUAUUUGUUGAGUGUAAAUGACCAUCUGCUGUAUACUGUCAAAAUCAAUAAACUACUUACUAUAUAGGAGGAAUGAUUCCAACAUUGUAGCCAUGGUGCCAGGAUGGUAGACUCCUUCUCUUCUGAAGUAUGCUUUUUUAUAAAUAUAUACAGAGUAUACUUUUAAUCUAAUCAAGCAUGGAUAGAUUAAAAAUAUUUGCCGCAAAAUGAUGGGGGUGGGUGUAGUAUUAAUUCAAAAUUUUUUUGUUGGUAUGGAUGAUUGUAAUACAGUUUGAAGAUGCGUCAGUAACUGAAAACUUUGUGUCAGGACGGUAGACUCCUCCUCUUCUGAAGUAUGCUUUUUUAUAAAUAUAUACAGAGUAUACUUUUAAUCUAAUCAAGCAUGGAUAGAUUAAAAAUAUUUGCCGCAAAAUGAUGGGGGUGGGUGUAGUAUUAAUUCAUAAUUUUUUUGUUGGUAUGGAUGAUUGUAAUACAGUUUGAAGAUGCGUCAGUAACUGAAAACUUUGUCAUGCAGCUGUGUCAGAUGUUGUUUGAAGGUUUGCAUGGUGGUAUGUACAAUCGCUGAUGUGGUUUACGGUACACCAUGUGAAGUGUUAUAGAAACAGUGGAUAGAAGAAGAGAAGAAAUGGAUAGGCGAGAAAGUGGAGAUUUGAGAGUAGAGUAUUCUUUCUUGAAAGUAGUCCUGAAAAGGACUGUAAACCAGGAAAGAUUGAUGAGUUGAGAACAGCUUGAGUAGUAGAGCUAAUGAGGAGAUGCUGGCUUGAGUCGGCGAGUAGAGAUGAUGAGUAGUAGAGAGACUCGACGUUUCGGGCAGGUUGACUGUCCGUCUUCAGGAGUGUGUUUGUAUGAUUCUGUGUUUUGGGAUUACGGAAUGGUUAGCUGGAUUGCUUUGAAGUUGUGUUAAAGCUCAGGGACUUAACAGCUUGAUAGAUUUAAGUAACAACUUCUAGCCCUGGGGCCCAUAACACAAAGCAUAGUAAUGACCGUAUAACUUUUUCUACGAUUGAUUCCAUUGACUGCGAUGUACAAUCAAUCGUGAAAAUCAAGCCUAUGGUUGAUUGCUAAACUUUGUGUUACAGGACCCGAAUAAUGUCAUGAUGAUGAUGGCCAUAAUGGUGGUGGUUGUGAUUUUGGUGUUGGUAAUGACGAUGGUAAUAAUAAUAAUAAUAAUAAUACAUAUGAUUUAUAUAACGUCUUGUCCAUUUUGAGUAAAUGCUAAAGGCGCUUAUAAGAGAGC